This is a messenger RNA of Galendromus occidentalis (western predatory mite), 1236 nucleotides long. RefSeq lists its product as uncharacterized. Bases 141 to 986 code for a protein of 281 amino acids. Lineage: Eukaryota; Metazoa; Arthropoda; Arachnida; Mesostigmata; Phytoseiidae. The transcript has 7 exons. The record is from RefSeq and is a predicted model, not a curated record.
ACUCAACAUGAUGAAAGCGAACCCUUUGGAUGAGCCCUCUCGCUGUCCUGGCAAUCGGUCGCGCAGCCUACGGCGGUGUACCAUCGGCAGCGCCCGCUGGUUUCCGCUUGAUACGGAUUUGAUUCUCGUGGUUAAAAGGCAUGUCCGACAGUGAGCCGACAGAGGAGACCGCCCUCCUUCAGGAUACUGACACAACCUACCGACUUUAUUCGGGGUCCACGAUGGAAGGUCCUCCGAUCGUGAUUUCGGAGGUGAGAGAUUCGCAGGAGUCUAUUGAACGCGAGGCGAAACACAUCGUAGAAGCAUGCCUUCUAGCGGCCCGGAGUCGGGAGCAUACAACCACUAGCUCACAAUUUACGGUGAGACCGUACUUCGGUCUUGGAAAUCUCGUGAAUGCGAACAAUGUGAACGCCUUAGUGGAUGCCAUCAUCAACCAGUUCCUGAGUCGCGAAGAAAUACAGAAAUUGAUCAACCCUCUGCGGAUCGAUAAAGUUAUACCCCUCGACGACAAAGGCAAUCAUGUCAGUGAUAUUUUGGUCGAAGGCCUGCUCUCCUUCGGCAGGACUGGUGAUGCCAUCCUUUCAGUCCUCGAAGAUGGAUCUAUCUCGAUCGAGGCGGCCAUGGGUGUCACACGUCCUCUAGUCAGCUUGAACUACGCCUACAACGCAGGAUUAUGCUUCAACUUCAAGGGCGAAGUGGGCGCCUUCCUUGAGAAAAUCUCAAUUUUUUUGAGAAUUGAUGUCGUAGGUUUCCAGCCUUCCUUGGGCGAAUUCGACGUCGAACUCGACGAUCCUCAAGUACAGAGAUUCACGGGUGCCUCAUGCGCUUUUAACUGGCUCGCAAAAUUCAUCGCCAACAAGAUCAUCGGCAGCCGGAAAGAAGAAAUACGGCAGCAGAUAGUCACCCAGGGUCGGGAACAGCUCGGAGAACUGCUAGGCAAAGUUGACAUAUUCGGCUUGAUAAGCGGAAGGAUCCCAGUCGGAUAACUUCAUCGCUGACGGUCAAACCCUUGAAUGGCUCUUGUUCAGAACGAUCUCCGUAUGAAGAUUUGGAUAAGAUGUCCGCGAGAUAUCACGCACCACGGCACACCAGAGACUCUGUCGGCGCAAUCUGGGAUCGUUUUCGGGAUGGAGGAGCCUGCUGGACUCGCUCACGUGUCUUCGCAAGCUGCGAAGCUGGAAUCGUACCUGGAGCGAUUCGUAAGAAUUCCAAGCAAAGCCGAGAAACAUAAAAUCG